CUAGAAUGCAGCAUGCGCAGGUCCAGCAUGGGGAAACAACAGCACCUUUUCGACCUGAAACGCCCAUGGCCAAGACACUGAUGGACAUCGGCACCAGACGGAUCUUCUCAGAGGAGCAUGACCUGUUCCGUCAAAAUGUGCGGCGGUUCUUUCAGGAGGAAGUUGUUCCACAUCACGCUCAGUGGGAGAAGGCUGGAGAGGUCAGCAGAGAGGUUUGGAAAAAGGCCGGAGAACAUGGAUUACUGGGAAUAUAUACACCUGAGGAGCAUGGAGGAAUCGGAGGGGACCUUCUUUCUGCUGCUAUAGUGUGGGAGGAGCAGUGAGUAGCCCUGCCCUCACCUGUUUAUCACAGUAGCUCCUCCCUUACCUGUCUG
Molecule: messenger RNA, 374 nt
Organism: Sinocyclocheilus anshuiensis
Lineage: Eukaryota; Metazoa; Chordata; Actinopteri; Cypriniformes; Cyprinidae
Product: long-chain specific acyl-CoA dehydrogenase, mitochondrial-like
Exons: 2
Coding region: 6-323 (105 amino acids)
Molecular function (GO): flavin adenine dinucleotide binding; acyl-CoA dehydrogenase activity
Source: RefSeq, a predicted model, not a curated record